Molecule: messenger RNA, 384 nt
Organism: Vespa mandarinia (Asian giant hornet)
Lineage: Eukaryota; Metazoa; Arthropoda; Insecta; Hymenoptera; Vespidae
Gene: RpL37A
Product: ribosomal protein L37A
Biological process (GO): translation
Cellular component (GO): ribosome
Molecular function (GO): structural constituent of ribosome
Source: RefSeq, a predicted model, not a curated record
CACUAGAAUCGUUUUUGGCGCUCGUGUUCCUUCUUCCGGUUUUCACGAAGGUGUCGUAUAAUUGUGCAAAAUGGCUAAACGUACAAAGAAGGUUGGAAUCACAGGGAAAUAUGGUACCCGAUAUGGAGCCUCUCUUAGGAAAAUGGUUAAAAAAAUGGAAAUAACACAGCACAGUAAAUACACUUGUACCUUUUGUGGCAAGGAUGCUAUGAAACGCAGUGUUGUUGGAAUCUGGUCAUGCAAACGAUGCAAAAGAACAGUCGCAGGUGGUGCGUGGGUAUAUUCUACAACUGCUGCAGCAUCGACUAGGUCGGCAGUUCGAAGAUUAAGGGAAGUUAAAGAGCAGUAAAUGUAUAUAAUAAAUACGUUAAAGUACAUUUUGUA